Ostertagia ostertagi is the source of this 567-nucleotide messenger RNA. Lineage: Eukaryota; Metazoa; Nematoda; Chromadorea; Rhabditida; Trichostrongylidae. The record is from the annotation of a GenBank genome assembly.
AUGAUCAUUCCCAAGUCCCUACGUGUGCUAUUACGCAUCAUCUUACGGCUUGAUAUAGGACGCAGUCUAUGGCUUGAGAAACGCUCAAUGAGUGUGCGAGAUUUGAACGGCGAGGAGUUCGACUUCUCCAACAAGGAUUCUGUCACCAGGUGGACAUCGCAAAUUUUGGCCGAGCUGGACUCGCUGCCGUCCAGUUGUGUCAAUUUGACUGAAACGGAGAAAGUCGAUGGCCCCCCACUGUUCUUUCGGAAAGUCGAUCGGAAUGUUGUGAAGGACUCUUAUGUGAACGACAAUCGAAAGUUCUCUACGGAUUCCUCAUGGGAGUCUUUGAAAUUCAUGGGAGACCCUGCAGACAACACGCUCGCCAUCGAAACCGCCUCCAGUUCCCUACAUCGUCAAUCGAUGUACGAAGCACGUGGAUUAAACGAUAAACUAUCAGCCAGUGGAGAUCUGAUGACAUCAUCGGUAAUUGAGCCGAUGACGACGGCGUUCGGUUCGGCAAAGGUGGACUUGGUAGCAUUUCAAAGCUGCCUGAAGACGGCCUUACUACACCAAUCGAUAACGUGA